Messenger RNA from Cryptomeria japonica (Japanese cedar), 1275 nucleotides. Its product is annotated as transcription factor bHLH67. The coding region runs from base 97 to 1071 and encodes 324 amino acids. The record is from RefSeq and is a predicted model, not a curated record. The transcript has 3 exons. Lineage: Eukaryota; Viridiplantae; Streptophyta; Pinopsida; Cupressales; Cupressaceae. Gene Ontology annotation, molecular function: protein dimerization activity.
UCGCUGUCUCUAUUUUCCAUCAGCAAAUCUCUUCAUAAAUAGAUCUCUUUGUUACAAUCAAGAUCGAAUAACAGUGGAAAACUAAAACAUUGGAGCAUGGAGACAUACGAUUUCAGUGCAAACAUUGCUGCCAUUGAAUCUCUUUUAGAGAUUAGCGAGACUGAUUUCAGCAAUGAUGCUUCUGAAAUCAUUUUAAUGGACGACGCACAAUUAGAGAUUCCUAUUUCUGAUGUCAUGAUGGACGGAUUUUGUCAAGAGACGGAGAAAUCCUCAGAAAAUAGGAUUCAGGAGCCGCAGCAUAGUGCCUUCAGCGCGUACAUAAAACCUCAAUCAAAGGCCGCUUCGGAUUCUUCGGCAUCCUGUGAGAAUCUGCACAAAAGAUGCUUCAGAUUUCUGAGAAAAAUCGAUGAAGAUAGAAAGGUAGAGGUCAAGAGAUCAAGCCGGUCGGCUUCUGCUGUUGCUCGCAACAAUAAUCAAAAGUUAAAGGCGAAAAAGAAGGAUCAAUCUAAAUCGGCAUUUAAGCACAUGAUUGCAGAGCGCAAUAGGAGAGUUAAAUUGAAAGAGCAUUUCGAGAAUCUUUACGAUCUUCUUCCAAGAAAUUGCAAGAAAGAUAAGCAUUCAAUAUUGGCGAAUAUCACAGACUAUUUGAAAGAACUGAAGCUUCGCGUUUGCGAGCUGGAACAACGGACUGAAAGCGUGGAGGAAUCGAUUCCGAGGAAUUUCUCAAAUAGUGAAGAAGGAAGUCCCGGGUUCGAAUCCCACGACUAUCAUUUCAAUUCAGACAGCCUAUUACUUUACCGCAGUGCCGAUGUGAUUUUGGAGCAAUGCGAUGACAUCCCUUGCCAAGUUAAAGUUAUAAUUAAUGUGCAGAUGACAACUGUUUCUUGCUCAGCAAAUCUACUUCUCAGAGUAAUAGAGCUGUUGAGAGCAAAGCAGUUGGAAAUCCUUUCAGUUUCACAUAAAAAGGGAUUUGGAUUUCAGGCUACUUUGGUCGUAUUACCAAAGGGCGAGGACUGGAAUAUUUCCCACUGGCAAAUUUUCGGGAGUUUAGUCAGCCAGACUCUCAACUGAGUAUUUACAGGAGUGGAUGAUAAUAUUACACUGCAAUAUGAAGUUCUUAUUCCCACCCAGUCUAGAUGAUAAGCAUUUGACAACUUUCCUAUAAUCUGAUUCUGAAAUCUGAUUUUUCAAAGAAGUGACGAUUUUCUUGGAAAUUUCCAAAUUCUGAGGGAAUCGAUCGAUCAAAUCAGAGAAUAGGAGCGUGUCACUUGUAAA